AAGUUUUCGACGAAUAGCGCAAGAUACACUUUCAAAUCGACCGUUCCUGCGGCCUUACCUAACGGCGACUUUUCGCGGAUAAUAAACUGGUUAUAAUAUAAUCCAGUUUUUGCAAAUUAAUUCGAAUAAUUCCGAGUCGCGUUGCGGCGGUCUUGACCUAUUGUAUGGGGUUUUAGAAAAAUAGGAAAUUGCAUUUCUUUCAUCGGAAAACAAAGUGUUUUGAUUCGUAUUUUGCUGCGUGUAGGUAUAAGUCCAUUAUGAAUUGGAAGUCUUUGGUAUUUCUGCUUAUUUGCUUUGUAGCAUGCGUUUAUUGCGAGAGAAGUAUCCGAAAGCGCUCCUUGCUCGUGGGUUUCCUCAGCAACAAGACAAAAACAGCCACCCAAACUGUAGGAAAACUAUCCGGUAAAGGAGCCUCGGUGAUCGGAAACGUCGGCGCCAAAAUCCUCGAACCGGUGUCUUCAGGAGCCUCGAGCAAACUCUCAGAUGUAGCCAAUAAAACCGGAAAGGCGAUAGAAAAGACCGGCAACAGGACCGCCUGCGUUGCCGGAAAAGCGGUGAGAGUCGCGGAAACUGUCGGAGAAAAAGUCAUCAAUUUUACCUUCAGCGAUCACGAAAUACGCGACAUAGAAAAAAAUUUCGCCCGGCGCGUCGGCGUCAGAAUGUCCCAAGACACCGACGUCCAGAAGUUCCGCAGCCUCCUGGGCGGCGUCCUGGACCCCACGACCAAGCUGCUGGACGCCGACAGAACGGCCUGCGGGCUGUGCCAGCUGCUGGUCAGAGGCCUCCAGACCAGCGCCCUCACCGUCGCCUUAGUCGGAGAGUUCAUUUGCAACGUCUACGUCCUGCUGGCCACCUACACGGUGUCCGAUUUCUGCAAGUCCAUCGUCGAAAUAAAUGUUCCUAUACUCAAGUAUGUCCUCGAACACAGCGAGAUUCUGGACCCGGAGCUGGCCUGUACGAUCCUCCUGCAAACGAAGGAGUGCUCUUACGAGAAACCAGCGCUGGCCUGGCAAUCGGCAGUGUCUACUACACCGCCCAUUUACCCACAGGUAAGUUUCGACCCUAACGAAACCCCAUUAACGGUGCUCCAUCUGACCGAUUUCCACAUUACCCCCGAUUACGAGGUCGGGGGCGUCUCGAACUGCGGCUAUCCCGUGUGCUGCAAAAAGGGCUUUGGGAGCCCCCUUAAGGGGGAACGUGCUUCCAAAUGGGGUGACUACAAUUGCGAUAUACCGCCUUGGCUGCUGGGGGCUACUUUGCAGCAUUUGAACAGCACUUACAAGAAUGUCAGUAUGGUCUAUUUUACUGGUGAUAUUAUCGAUCACACUAUUUGGAACACGUCCAUACGAACUAACACUGAAAUGAUAUACUACACAUACAAAGCUCUGGCUGAGACUUUCCCCAAUUCCAAAAUAUUCUCUGUUAUCGGAAACCACGAAUCUAACCCUCUUAACCAGUUUUCUCCCCCGCUGGAAGACAUAGCGAAUAAAGGAUUAUCCACGAAUUGGCUGUACGAAUUGAUGGCCAAGCUGUGGAGGCCUUGGUUGCCCGAGAAGGCUCUGGAAACUGUCAGAUACCAAGGCUACUACGCCCAUUCUGUGAACUCUAGGCUCAAAGUCAUAGGGUUGAAUAAUAACGUUUGUUAUAAUUUUAAUUGGUGGUUAUUGUUGAAUACGAAAUUCAUCGAUGAGCAACUUCAAUUCCUCAACCGGGAAUUAGAAGAAUCCGAAAGAAACCAUCAGUUUGUCCACAUAAUAGGUCACGUUUCGGUGGGAAACCAAGAAUGCAUAAGACCUUGGGAAAUUAGUUACAACAAAAUCGUUCAAAGAUUUGCGCACAUAAUUAAAGGCCAGUUUGUCGGGCACACUCACACCGACGAAUUAAAGAUAUUCUAUGAUAGUAAAUCGAAACCGAUCAAUAUGGCCUACAAUGGAGCCAGUUUAACGCCAUUUGUAAAGUUUAAUCCUAAUUAUAAAGUGCUUCACGUUCAUCCAACGACUAUGGACAUCCUAGAUAUAGAUACGUAUUAUUUCAACAUGACUGAAGCCAAUCUUCACCCCGAUAGGACUCCCGCUUGGGCCAAAUUGUACUCCAUGAAAGAGGCCUAUAACUUGCCAGACUUAUCACCGGCUUCCUUCGAUGUAUUCGCUGAUAAGUUGCUCGUAGAUAGAAAUUUGCAGGACCUCUAUUGGCUUAAUUACGUAAGGAAAGGGGAUGCUUCCAUAAAGGACGGAUGCGAUGAUGAGUGUAGAGAAGAAAUAAUAUGUAAAGUAGUAACAACGUUGUCUUUGAAUUCCUCCAAGAGCCAAUGCGUUUAAAAAUAGUAUUUAUCUAAAAAAUAUUCCCCACUUUAUUAUUUAAAUGUAAAAGAUGAUAAGAAGUAUAAAAAUAUAAAUAAUAACUCAAAAUAAUAAAAAAGAUU
Molecule: messenger RNA, 2422 nt
Organism: Phyllotreta striolata
Lineage: Eukaryota; Metazoa; Arthropoda; Insecta; Coleoptera; Chrysomelidae
Source: the annotation of a GenBank genome assembly